UUUCCGAAAAUAUGUCGAAUAAAAACGUCACAGAAGACGAAGUAGAUUUUACAUCAUGUAUAAAGCCACUUAAUUCGGUCUCUUCUAAGAAUUCUGCUGAGAGUCUACUACAUGUAAAAAAUCAUUUUUCUACCAAUGCACUUGUCUUAAACAAUGUUGAAAAGAAGAAGCAAAACUGCUGAAAAUGGAAUUUUCCAGGAAAACAAUAUUUCCCAGGAUAACAAGUCACAAGAUAAUGCUACAAAGCCUACCUGUAUCAUGUCCGAGAAGGUACCUGCCAUGCUGUUGGACUCUUGGCUCUACCACGAUGGCAAUGGCUUCUACUACUGCACUAGAUGUAUCACCCAAGAUAAAAGAUACUUGAGCUGUUCAGUGCCUAAGUGUGAGGCGCGGGGGUGGAUGACUCUGGAGCGGGGGGCUCCCAUCACUCUUCGCCGGUCCCACAACCACGGACCCCAGCCCCCCCACUAUCUGCAGGAGCUGUGGUUCUUCCAUAGACUCAAGCUGAGAGCACAGAGGGAGGUGGACAUUCCGUUCUCCAAGAUAUAUCAGGAGGAAGCCACUAAGAACCCUGAAGGAGCUGCCUUGAUCUCGGAAACAGAAGCCAUCAACCUGUUGGAAAAGUUGUUUAUGUUCAAUGUAGGGGCAGUAGAGUCUGGUUCUGAUCCAAAAUCCAUAAAACGUGUGACUGUGGAGCCGAGCGACAUGGUGAACGUUCCGUGCACUCAACCGGCAGAGAAGCUACCCGCUCCACAGUUGGACAAGGAGUGGCACUACCACGACGGCCAGGGCUUCUACUACAUUGUGGACAAGCACCUCAAGAGCAAUGUGAUGAACCUGAAGUGUCUUAGCUACCACUCGUGCCCUGGCCGGGGCUCCCUAACGGUCCAGGCGGGGGCUUCCAUCCUCCUCAAGGUCAGACAUAACCAUGAGCCAGACCUGUUGUACCGUGAGAUCUGCCUCUUCUCUCACACUGUCAAGCGGAGAGCCAGAGAUGAGACUACUCCCAUCUCCACAAUUUACACUGAAGGGGUUGCUCUGUACCCAGCUGCCGCAGCCACCAUGCAAGAGAGUAAAGUGAAAGAUAAACUUAUCAAGAUAAGGAAGUGUAUAAAGGGUCAACUGGAUUUGCCUUCAUACAGUGAUGAUUAUGGUGAUAAGGACCUUUACUAUGGGCAGUGCCUGAAAGAGUCUGAAGUGUUACAAGGACGUUACAAGCCUGUGUACCAUGACAGGAAAGGUUACUACUUCCUGGAGACGUUCUCUUCUGACAGCCUCAGGUACCUGAUGUGUGUUGAGCCGCACUGCCUUGCUCAGGCCAAGAUGGCUCUGGAGGACAGUGCUCCUGUACUCCCACAGGUCACCUCGGGCAGUCACAACCAUGCUCCGGAUCUGCUACGGGCCUCCUGUUUCUCUUUCCUAGACUCUCUACGGCACCGGGUGCGCUCAGAACUCGGCAAGGACGUAGAUGCCAUCUACAGGGAAGAGUGUGACAAAGAGCCAGUGGUGGCUGCUCAGUUAUCGAAGAAUUCUUUGCUGAAGAUUUUGUUGGAAAUUCGUCAUGAUGAAGAAAGGGGAAUUGACACGAGAAUACCCAAGAACGAAAAUGACAACCAAAUUGAGGAGGAGGAGUUGUGGUGUAGUGACGUGCCGGCUGAAAGGUUACCAUGUGAACAAUACAGAGGGUGGGUCUACCAUGACUCCAGAGGCUACUACUAUUGCUGUCAUCGUACUGUCAACAAAAGGAGACAUUUGCGAUGCUGCGAGAAGCAAUGUGACGCAACUGCCUGGCUCGAUGAAAAGCCUGAUGCUCCUGUGAGUCGUGCGAGAGGUAGCCCUCUACACAACCAUGCGCCGAAUAAGCAUUGGUGGACUCUGCUGAAGUUCCUGCACAGGGUGACGACCAGAGCUCAUCAUGAAUACCUCCCUCUAACAGCAAUAUUCGAGCAGGAGGCCAAGACACAUCCAGAAGGUGCGGCUUUGAUACCACAACACAAAGUCAGAGAAACACUUUAUAAACUCACCGUCAACAAAUAUUUUAAGGAUAUAAGUACAGAAGAACUUAAUCCAGGGGUCAGAAGGAUUGAUGAAUUGUUUCAAAAUGAUGAUUAUUCCAUGUCACCAUGUGAGGUGUUACACUCUGUGCACUCUGGAAAGCCAAUAUAUUACAACGGGUCUGGACAUUACUAUAGAAGUCACCAAGAGACCUCAGACAGGAAAUACCUGCUGUGUGUGAAGCCCUUGUGCAGUGCAAGAGCAUACGUUGUGCUGUCAAACCCCUCAAACUUCUUCGAGUCAUCAUCGCCCAAACACAACCACGAGGCUGACCUCUGCUAUCGUGACAGGCUUGUGUUCGUCCAUAGCGUGCGCAGUCGUGUCCUUAGUGAGGCCACACCUGUCGAUACCAUCUUGGAGCAGGAAGUUAUGUUGACACCACACACUGUGAAAUCUCACGGAGCAGCAGACUUGUCUAAGGAUCCUUCCAUCAAAAACAUGAUGUACAGAUUACGAAAAUCCAAAAAUAUUGAGGAACAGUUAGAAGAUCAUGUUAUAGAAGACAUUGAUGACAAGACAGACCAAGAGAGUAUCAUGAGUGAGGAUUCCUACUUGAAUUUGGAUGAGCUAAAGGACAGGUGUAAUGUGGAUGAUGUCAUCCAUGAGAAUGGAUCUGUGGAGGACACAGACUGGGAACAGGAAUACACGGAGGAGGAAUAUUUGGAUGAGGACAGACCGGAACAUCUGGACCGUCAAAAGGACGAAAAACUUAAAAACAACUUGAAGAAAGAGUUGACAAAUAUAUUCGAGAAGCCUUACGGCAAAUAUCCACCUUCGGAGAAACUGGCCAGUCGCAGCAAAAAUUCUAUAGUCCAUAAUGGGGAGGGAUAUUACUACCACUACGCCUAUGCCAAGGGAGAUAUUCAGUACAUGCGGUGUACUGAGAGCCAGUGUAAGGCCCGCGGGUGGAUGCCUUCGAACAAUCCUGGUGAGCCGGUCAUCCCUACCAGGGGUAGUCCCGUACACAAUCACCAGCCCAACUUCACCCGGCGCAAGCAGCUUCUGUUUGUACACAGGUGCAAGUUGCGAGCUGCAAACGAGACUCUGUCGAUAAACGAGAUAUGGGACGCUGAAGCUGCUCGAGAUCCUGUGACUGCUAGUCAGGUGUCUGCUCAGAAUGUCAAGUCUCAAAUGAAAAGAUAUCGCUCGGAGAGUACUGAUGGUCCAACCACCUUAGAUUCCGCAAGGUCCUGCAAUGGUGGAGAACAAUCUAAGGAUGCAGCUGAUGUUAAACACAACUUUGCCAAAAAUGAACCAGAUGAUAUUGAUGGGGAAGUCGCCGAGAGAAUUCCCUCCCUGGGCGAAGACACGUUGUGGCACGUGGCCGGUUACUUCUACUCCACCUACAAGACCAUUGGGAGUGUAGAGAAAGUCGCCUGUGUGGAGAAGGGCUGUGAUGUCAAGGCGGAAGUGACAGUGCCAGACGAUGGAGAGCCAAGUCUCCGAUUGGAGGAGAACAAGAGACACUCCCAUGUGCCGGACUGGCACCGUCGCAGAGAGCUGCUUUUCAUCGACCGGUGCAAACGUAGAGCUGUUACUAGCCAGCAGACCGUUAACGAGAUCUACCGUGAGGAGGCAUCCAAAGAGCCAGAAGUUGCAGGCAAACUCAGCGCAGCGAGAGUCAAACAAGCUAUGGUGGCAGCAAAAAGAACCCACAAGAAUAAGAUGGAUUACAUAAUGGAGGAGGGACAAGAUAAUGAGGAUGAAGGGCUGGACGAGGACGAGUCUGCAGCGAGUCAAUCAGAAUGUCUCCUGAGUCAAGAGGAUGGAGGCAUGGUCUACCACGAUGGCUCAGGUCACUUCUACAAGGAACUCGCUGUGGAGAAGUCCAUCAGGUUACUGAAGUGCCUGGACUGUGCGGUACAAGCUAAGAUGGCUCUGACACCCGCCAAUGCUCCGAUAGUACUCUUGGACAGCUCGGCUCAACAUUGUCACACGGCAGAUCUCAACCGUCUCAGUCAUAGCUCAAAUGCCAAUUCUGAACCAAAGAAGCCCAGGCCCAGGCUAGGGCCCAAGUCGGUGAAGUGCCAGUUGUCUGAUGAAGAAGAAAGAGACAGUGACGUGGACGCUCAGGCUGACCAGAGGUACACGGACUACGUCACUCUGGAGGAUGAAGAGGACAACUUUGACCAGGAGGCGAUGAACGUUGAUGAUGAUCCUGACUUUGAGCCUUCGCCGAGGAAGUCAGAUGAAUGUACAAAGUUGUAUCAUGAUGGCAAUGGGUACUACUAUAUGCUUGUGAAAGACAAAAACGGAAGGAAGCUACACUGCAAGACGAGAUGUGGUGUGACCGUCGCUCUUGGGCCGAGGGAGAAGCCUCUGACCAGACUGCUCAACUCCAGUAUUUCUCAUACACAUCCUCCAGUCCAGCUGACCCCCAGAAGCAAUGUCAGGAACAGUUCUGAUGAAUCUGAUAGUGAAGACGAGUAUACCCAGGAAGAAUAUUUAGAUGAUGAUGACAUGAUGGAAGGGAAACCCUCUGAGCUGGUGCAUGGACGUAGGCCAGGCAGCUACAACUUCCACGAUGGGAAUGGGUUUUACUACAAGACACAUAUGACUACUGACCGACACAGGUACCUGAACUGCGUGAUGCAUGGUUGUAAGGCACGUGCUUACAUGCACAAGGAUCGGGACAAUGCUCCAAUUUUCCCACGACCUACGUCCUGUGAACACAACCACCGGCCUGACUUUACUUACAAGAACUUCACCUACUUCCUGGAGAAGUGCAAGACCCGUGCUCUCGAGGAGGAGACCCCCAUCAAGCAGAUCUACGAGGAGGAGACUGCUCUAGAUCCAGUAUCUGCUGGGAAAAUAUCAAAAAUAAACUUGAUCCAAAGAAUGUCACGAAUCCGGGCUGGUUUCACAGGAACCAAGUCAAUGCCACCCACUCAGAUUUUGCUUGAUCCGGCUGAGGAGGCAAGGAAAGAUGGACAGUCAAAGCUGUCAGAGUUUUUGAUGGACCCUUCUGACAUUCAUAAGGAGGACUUCACUGAUUUUGAAGAUAACAGUCAAAAUGAGCAAACUACUUUCAAAAGUGAGGCGAAGGGUGGAAAGAUAGGAGAACAUGGCAGCACACCCCAGUCAGAAGUAUUGCCUGGUUUACGCCCCAACUCCAGCAUGUACCAUGAUCUCCAAGGACACUAUUUCAUUUUCAACGCACUCAAAGAAAAUAAAAGGUACCUCCGUUGUAUUGAGCCAACAUGUCGAGUGCGAGCCUCCAUGCGGCUGUACGAUGGAGCUCCGAUAGUUCUGCAGCGGUGACUCCGUACACAACCACCGAGCCGACUUCCGGCACAAGAACU
Messenger RNA from Homalodisca vitripennis (glassy-winged sharpshooter), 5357 nucleotides. RefSeq lists its product as uncharacterized. Bases 154 to 5316 code for a protein of 1720 amino acids. The record is from RefSeq and is a predicted model, not a curated record. The transcript has 47 exons. Lineage: Eukaryota; Metazoa; Arthropoda; Insecta; Hemiptera; Cicadellidae.